Brassica oleracea var. oleracea is the source of this 640-nucleotide messenger RNA. RefSeq names its product probable small nuclear ribonucleoprotein Sm D1. NCBI's taxonomy places the organism in Eukaryota, Viridiplantae, Streptophyta, Magnoliopsida, Brassicales, Brassicaceae. Gene Ontology annotation, molecular function: RNA binding. The transcript is spliced from 4 exons. Gene Ontology annotation, cellular component: spliceosomal tri-snRNP complex; U5 snRNP; U1 snRNP. The coding region runs from base 71 to 427 and encodes 118 amino acids. Gene Ontology annotation, biological process: RNA processing; spliceosomal snRNP assembly. The record is from RefSeq and is a predicted model, not a curated record.
UAGGGUUCCUCCACAGCUUCUUCUUCUUCUUCUUCUUCUUCUUCUUCUUCUUCCCCACACCCACCCAAAGAUGAAGCUCGUCAGGUUUUUGAUGAAGUUGAACAACGAAACUGUAUCGAUCGAGCUGAAGAACGGGACCGUGGUCCAUGGAACCAUCACUGGUGUUGAUGUGAGCAUGAACACUCACUUGAAGACGGUUAAGAUGACUCUCAAGGGGAAGAACCCAGUGACAAUGGACCAUCUGAGCUUGAGGGGUAACAACAUCCGCUACUACAUUCUUCCUGAUAGCUUGAACCUCGAGACUUUGCUCGUUGAAGACACUCCUCGUCUUAAACCCAAGAAGCCUGUUGCUGGGAAGCCUGUGGGACGAGGCCGUGGACGUGGUGGUCGUGGCCGUGGUGGUGCCGGUCGUGGCAGAGGUCGUUAAGGUGAGUCACUAGCAACCGCUGGCAAAGGAAUACAUCUUGAUUAAGAGAUUGAUUGCUCGUAAGGAAGUUACUAUUUGCAACUCCAUGGUUAAGCUUUUCAUGUUAUAAGAGCAUGUACAAGUAAAGAAUUUGCGUUGAUUAGGAGCUCAAGGCUUUUUUUUUCAUUCAUGUGACAAAACCUGCCUAUUAAAAUGCGUUAACAUGUUUCAACA